Messenger RNA from Heterocephalus glaber (naked mole-rat), 4022 nucleotides. It is a transcript of the gene Manea, whose product is annotated as mannosidase endo-alpha. Gene Ontology annotation, molecular function: alpha-mannosidase activity. NCBI's taxonomy places the organism in Eukaryota, Metazoa, Chordata, Mammalia, Rodentia, Bathyergidae. Gene Ontology annotation, cellular component: Golgi membrane. The record is from RefSeq and is a predicted model, not a curated record.
GCCCCGCCGGCUUGUCGGGCCCCGCUGCCCGCUCUCCACCAGUCUCUCGAAAAGGCUGGAGCAAGUGUUUGACAGGCGGGGCCGUUUGGGCUCGGACGGGCAGCUCUUGGAUUUCUCCGCUUCCCGGGUCGCAGCCGCUCGGCCAGCCGAGUCCCUGGUGACGUCCGACUCCCCGAGUCUGCAAAACAUUUACUGUUUUGGAAUUGAAAGGAUGUCAUCAUGGCAAAAUUUCGGAGAAGGACUUGCAUCAUUUUGUCACUUUUUGUUCUAUUUAUUUUCUCUGUGAUGAUGAGUUUAAAAAUGCUGAGACCAAAUACAGCUACUUUUGGAGCUCCUUUUGGACUUGACCUUCUUCCAGAACUUCAUCAACACACUGUUCAUUUGGGGAAAAAACUUGAUUUACAAAAGAGUGACAGAAUCAAGAGUGAAACCAAUACCAAGAAUUUAAAAAGUGUCGAAAUCACUAUGAAACCUUCCAAAGCCUCUGAACUUAACCUUGAAGAACUGCCUCCUCUGAAUUACUUCUUGCAUGUAUUUUAUUAUAGUUGGUAUGGAAAUCCACAAUUUGAUGGUAAAUAUAUACAUUGGAACCAUCCAGUCUUAGAACACUGGGAUCCUAGAAUAGCCAAGAAUUAUCCACAAGGAAGACACAACCCCCCAGAUGACAUUGGCUCCAGCUUUUAUCCUGAGUUGGGAAGUUACAGCUCUCGGGAUCCUUCUGUCAUAGAAACUCACAUGAGACAAAUGCGUUCAGCUUCUAUUGGUGUACUUGCACUAUCUUGGUACCCACCUGAUUCAAAAGAUGAGAAUGGAGAAGCUACUGAUAACUUAGUACCAACUAUUUUGGAUAAGGCCCAUAAAUACAAUCUAAAGGUCACUUUUCACAUAGAACCCUAUAGUAAUCGAGAUGAUCAAAACAUGUAUCAGAAUGUCAAAUACAUUAUUGACAGAUACGGAAAUCAUCCAGCCUUUUACAGGUACAAGACAAGAACUGGGAAAUCUCUUCCUAUGUUUUAUGUAUAUGAUUCCUAUAUCACAAAGCCUGAAAAAUGGGCCAACCUGUUAACUACUUCAGGGUCUCACAGUGUUCGAAAUUCCCCUUAUGAUGGUUUAUUUAUUGCACUUCUAGUAGAAGAAAAACAUAAAAAUGAUAUUCUUCAAAGUGGUUUUGAUGGUAUUUACACGUAUUUUGCCACAAAUGGCUUUACUUAUGGCUCCUCACAUCAGAACUGGGCUAAUCUAAAACUCUUUUGUGAUAAGUACAACCUAAUGUUUAUCCCAAGUGUGGGUCCGGGAUACAUAGACACCAGCAUCCGGCCUUGGAACACUCAAAACACUCGGAACCGAAUCAAUGGAAAGUAUUAUGAAGUCGGUAUGGGUGCUGCUCUUCAGACCCACCCAGGUUUAAUCUCUAUCACCUCUUUUAAUGAAUGGCAUGAAGGAACCCAGAUUGAGAAAGCUGUUCCCAAAAGAACAAGUAAUACAGUGUACUUAGAUUAUCGGCCUCAUAAACCAAAUCUUUAUCUAGAACUUACUCGUAAGUGGUCUGAAAAAUUUAGUAAGGAAAGAACAGCUUAUGUAUUAGAUGAUCAGAUGCCCAUUUCUUAAGGGACUGAUUAAAGGUUAGUAAUUAUCAAAAUCACCUAAUUUCAAGAAAUACAUUCCUUUUGUUUUGAGUUAUGGAACAGUACUGUCAAAAUCAAUAUCUACUAUUAUUAUCUUUAUUAAAGGGUUUUUAUUUAACUUUUUUAAAGAUAGUAAAUAUUGCACUGAGAAAAUAUUGUAGAGAAAAGUUGUGUAAAUAACAUUCUUCAUGGCAUAAUUUGCUACCUUUCUGACUGAAAUCAAAAAUCUGCUAGAGUGAAAAUUUAAUUUUCAGUUCACAGUGGAUAAAUGCCUGUGUUAUAUAAAGUAGCUAUCACACAGCUAAUUCUUGUUUGUAUCCUAGGCCCACAUAUAUAGGGCUGUAUGUAUAUUUGGUACAUCUAACAAAGACAAAUAAGACCUAAAAAAGAUGGUGUACAGAUUUUGUUUCUAAUUUUUUCAGUGAUUAUUUCCUUUAUUAUAUUAGUAAAGAGUCUAGAUAACUCCUAUUGUGAUAAAAUUCUCAAAAAUAUAAUCACUUUUUCUCAGAUUUGCAUGAAUCUAAAACCACUUUAAAUAAUAGUCUUUUAUGUAUUUUAAGUUAUAUACAUUUAAGCCUUACUGUGUCAGGAAGACUACAGUCUGUACCAUCAUUUGAAGAUUUUUGGUUAACUAUCGCAUGCUAAAUGUUUGGCAUGUUUAGUGUUUCUGCUCUACUAUGCUGUACAGUAUAUCAGAUUUUAGAACUAUAGAAAGCACUUUUAUGAAAGUGAUUGUAUUUCAAUUAUUAGGAAAGUGCUUCACAAUUAUCAUGAAUAUAUGAUGCCCUAGAUAUUAUUAUUUUCAGGAUACCUUGUCAAUCUCUAACUUUUCUGUAAUUCAUGUCUUAAAAUUUAAUAUUCACCAGACAUUAUUAGCUAAGAAAUAAGAAUAUUAAUUCUAUCACUAGGUUGUCUUUUAACAUUUUAUAUUUUACCAAAAAUAUCAAAGAACGUGCGCUUACCAUUUCAGAUAUUACCGACAUGGAAACAAAAACUUGUUUAUAUUUAAAGUAAUUUCUGAGAAGACACUAGUUUAAAUUCCUAUAUGUAAUGAUACAUAUUCCCAGUUAUAUAAUGAUAUCUCCAUUUUAAAAUGUAAUACAUUUUAUGGUAUCCAUCAGGUUAAAAUAUUUGUGAUAAAUAACUAUCAUAUUGUGGCAAAUGGAUCAUUUGUGUGCUGAAAGUUAGUCUCUUUAAUAACACAUUAAUGACAGGACCAUAAUUCAUCUGUCUUUCUGCUGAGUGGUUUGAACCACCAGUGGUACAUACAUGACCGUCCCAUGCACGAAUGUACCACUUCUACCACUAGGGGUACAAGUUGCCCAAUGAAAGAGUCAUGCAUGUACCACCAGUGGUUCAAGCUGAUGAAAACAUGUUCAAAACUAAAAAUAAAAGGAACUCUAUUAUUAUAGUUAUGUUUGUAACCAUAAGUACACUAAAAAGCAUCUAAUACAUCCUUUUACAUAAAUAUUCUUAGAUAUUUAAUUCUAUUAUGAGAAGCAAUAGGGUAAUGCUAACAAGCAGUAUAUAUAAAUCGUCUGAGUAUAGACAUUCACAAACAAAUUAGCACUGAGAUUUAUUAUAAAAUUGCCUACCAGGUGAUAAAAUUUAUUUUUAAAUAGUGAUUUUGAAGUAAAAUAUCAUGUUUAAAAAAAAAGAAGCAUGUUUAACAAAGUUACUUAUAAUUUAAGAAUUUUCUAUUUCUCAGAGAAUGAUCAGACCAUUGAAAAUUUUCUGGAGAAAGUUACAAGGAUAAAUCAGUAUAAUGAUACUUCGAUAAAUAACCGAGCAUCUUCAUAGGGACAAAUAUAUAGUUAUAACCUGUGAAUUUUUUUAUAUCGAGUUAGCCACUGUAUGUUAUUUUAAAAUAAAUUUUAAAUGUAUACUUACUAAUAUUUUAUAACAUAACAUAUUUUAUUAAGUUUUGUUGGAGAAAUGUUUACAGGGGAUUUUCGUCAUUGCUUAUCUUGUAUAUUUCAAACUGCCAUAACAAAAUGAAUUUUGUGAAAUGAUACUGAGAUUAAGGGAAAGUAUAUAAAAAGAUGAAGUUCUCAGAAGGGAUGCCACCUUUUUCUUGUUCCUGCCGAAGACAUAGAUAAUGCACUAUAUCAUAUCUUACCUCUGUUCUGUCCUGAUUCUCCAACUCUUUACCCUAACCGGUUAGUAGCAGUCAAAUUUCAGAAUAAAAUGACACAGAUUCUGUAUUCAUUGUAAAAAGUUAUUCUCAAAGCAAAAAUGAUUGGAAUAUCUUUUCAUAAUGGCUUAGUAGUUUAUAUAUUUUUUGCCUUUUUGAAUAAAGUAAUUACAGUAACCAGUUUACAUCCAUAGUCUACAGAUUCAACCAGUUGCCAAUUGCAAAUAUUCAGGGGAAAAAAUUAAAUCUAUAGUGGACAUAUA